Pocillopora verrucosa is the source of this 1362-nucleotide messenger RNA. Its product is annotated as chromodomain-helicase-DNA-binding protein 4. NCBI's taxonomy places the organism in Eukaryota, Metazoa, Cnidaria, Anthozoa, Scleractinia, Pocilloporidae. The record is from RefSeq and is a predicted model, not a curated record.
UAAAUGUCCUAAUUUCUUCCUAGCAUGGCUGAGGAAAUCUACCGAUAAAUAUAGAGUUAAAAUUGCCUCGAAAAUGUCUUCCAAAUUGGUUCGUAAAGGCCUUGAUCUUGUGAUCGGGGAAGGAGUAUCAAGAUCUCAAAAACAGAAGUUAAAACAGAAGCAGAAACAACUCGCUAAGAAGCAGAAAAGAACUUCGAGAGGAAAUAAACAGAAACAAUCACGCGCACGUGAAGUAAGAGGCUUGCAGUUAUCAUCAGGCCAGAAAAGAAAGACACAAGAAGUUGAUUUUACAGAGGAGAACUUAGAGUACUUCAAGAAUGCCACAUGGAAGAUCAAGAAGGACACUUAUGACAAAAUUUUAGAAAGGCAAAGUAAAUUCCAAAGGAAAAAAACCAAAGAUGAAAAAGUUGAUGACUCAGAUGCUGAAGAACCAGGAGGUCUGUUUGAUGACUAAAUGAAGAAAAAUGUACCAUUUAAACAAAUCGAUUCUACAGCCACUAAGGGGAAGAAGACAAACUUAUCUGUACUUUGUGGUCAUCAAGGAUCUUGACAUCUCGACAUGUCAGAAAGUGAACAAUUUCGCGCAAGCAGGUUUUGAUGGUCAGAAAGCAUCGGUUGUAUGGGAAGGUGACCUUUUCGACGCUCAAGCUAAUUUUUGAUUCGAUAUGACGUUUCGGGAACCCUUCGCAUCAACUUUGGGAGUUUCAACAGAGGAUUGCCUAGCAAGGAUCUUGUUUGCUUGAAUGCAAUUCUAGAAAAAGCUCUUCUUGCAUGAAGAAGCAGUUUUUUCGUGGCCUUUGACUUGUACAUUCCUCUUUGCUGCCUAACUACCUGUGGGGUACUUUCAAGGAGUCACAGGUUCUUGAUUUUUCCGUUUGGAAAACGCUUUACCGAUCGAUUUCUCUCCAGCAUCAAACAUAAUCUGGCUGUCCCCCUGUCAUCUCUCGCGCUUGUGCAGUAAGACCAGAAAUUGCGUGUGUAUUUACAUUUAGAAUUGGUAACUGCGAGAUGUCAUUUCCUUCUAACGGUGCCCGUACGUUUGCCGGGUUGAUUAGUUCCCGAGACGUGUGAAUACUAUUAACACUAUGCUCGCAAUACUGCUGGAGUUCCAGGGAGUUUUCUGUUGAGGACCGAGACGGGCGCUUUGAGUAACUGUAUUGUGGCCGAUCAGGUUUAGAUUUCCUUCCUCGCCUUCUUGCUUCAGGGCUGUAGCAUGUUAUUGUGGUAACCUGGUCGGUGAGAAUAAUUUCUUCAGUGAGCUGCGAAGAAAGGAAUGAAAACCAAUUUUAAAAAAAUCGUCGGAGAGCUGUCAGGCACAAUGAUAAUGAUAAUGCAUAGCCACUAAAUAAAACACUAUGAUUA